AAUAGGUUAUGGCGUCGAACAAAUAUUCAAAACUUUAGUAGGAGGUUGGUUGAAAGUUUUUCGAAAAAGGGCCAAAUUAAAAAAAAACUGAGUCCGCGUUGUGCGUUGGUGCUGUCGCACGAAGUUAAGUCAACCCAAUGUCAUCCCAAUUCCAAAUCGCGUAGUUGAUUCUUUACUGCGGAAGAAUAGAAAUAGCAUUUCAUACCUUUGUUUUGGUCCUUGGAUCUCUCCGCAGCUUUCCUCUUCCAACCUCAAGCUUUUACUGGAGUUCGCAGUGCUGCUGCAGCAGCAGCACACGCAGCUUCGUAGCAUCAGGCCAGGGCGUGGGACUCGGAAGAGACGCCACCAUCGGAGGAGCUCUCUCCUCGCUGAACAUCAUUUGAGAUGGCAGAGGCAGCACUCCUUGCUCUCUCGAAGAUUGGGUCCUAUUUGGGAGGAGAAGCGGCUACCUUCAUUGCAACCAAAUUUUCUAAUUUGAUCGAGCUACCAAAUACUGUGAGGCGUAUUCGGAGGGAACUUCUGAUGAUGAACAUCUUUAUACGUAAGACAGGUGCAUCCUAUCUCAGUGACGAGCUCCUCAAGGCUUGGAUCACAGAAGUGAGAAUACUGGCCUACCGUGUCGAGAACAUAAUCGACAACUUUUCAUACCACUCUCUUCAAUUCAAGCAAGACCCUAAAGGGAAAAAGUUGGCGAAUGGAUUAAGCUACGGUCUAGUGUUUAGUGGGAUUGCUGCUGAUCUAGCUCAGAUAGAGAAGGAAAUAGAGCAUGUUUCGAAGUUGAAGAAUCUCUGGUUGAACUCAGUCCAUGAGCUUCUUCAUACUCAAGUUAGCAGUGCUGAACAGCAAUUCCCUCAAUACAGUUUGCCCCAAAUUCUAAAAGAUGAAAACCUGGUGGGGUUAAAGGAAGAAAGAGAGCAGUUAAAGGAAUGGUUGAUUCCCAAUGCACCUGUCAACAUGACAAAUAUACCAGCUCUCAAGGUGGUAACUUUGUCGGGUAUGGGUGGGAUGGGAAAGACCACCCUGCUCACUAGUGUGUAUGAUAAGCUGAAAGAUAUCUUCGAAAUCCAUGCUUGGCUCACUGUCUCACAGACAUACAGAAGUGUCGAUACUUUGCUGAAGGAGCUACUAAAGAUUGUUAGUGCCUCUGAGCACACAACUCUUGUUAACAAUGACUAUCAGAAGGAAGUGAUUGUACCAGUUGAUAUUGAUAUAAGAGACAAGAAACAGCUGAAACCAGAUGUCAUCGACAAGAUGGGCAUCUUAGACUUGAAGAGUACUUUAAAAGCAGUCCUGAAACAUAAGAGAUAUAUAGUUGUGUUAGAUGAUGUAUGGAAUCGUUGUGUUCACGAUGGAAUAAGCGAUGUGUUUGAAGAUUGUGGGAAGGAAAGUCGCAUUGUCAUCACAACAAGGAAACAAGAUGUAGCUGCACUUGCCACACCAGGUUACCAGCUCAACCUAAACCCAUUAGAUAUCAAAGAUGCUCUCCAGCUUUUCUGUACAAAAGCUUUUCCCAACAAAAACCACUUUGAUUGGACAUCAGUACUUCUUGAACAUGCUAAAGAUAUGAUGAAGAGAUAUGAAGGUCUUCCAUUGGAAAAGUGCCCACUCGAGCUUCAAGAGCUUGCUACUCAUAUUGUAAGGAAAUGUGAGGACUUCUCAGUGUCAAAGUGUCCAUCUGAGCUUCAGGAUCUUGCAACUUAUACCGUAAACAAAUUUAAGGGAUUCUCACUAUCAGCAUGCCCAUCAGAGCUUCAGAAUCUUGCUACUGAUAUUGUAAACCAUUGUAAGGAUUUACCUCUGGUGAAGUGUCCAUCAGAACUUCAGGAGAUUGCUAUUGACAUUGUAAAGAAAUGUAGGGGUUUGCCGCUGGCUAUUGUAUCAGUAGGCAGUAGGUUGUCUUCAAGAAAGCAAAUAGUGCCAGUUUGGAGGCAGAUGUGCAAUGAACUUCCUUGUGAGCUGGAAAAAGAUGACCAGGUUCGAGGAAUUCUAAAUCUUAGCUACUAUGACUUGCCAAGUGAUCUUCGAAACUGCUUCCUGUACUGCAGCCUGUUUCCGGAAGAUUACCACUUCUCAAAGGACGAUCUUGUGCGACUGUGGGUUGCUGAAGGAUUUGUUGAAAAGAAAGGGGACAACACUCCUGAGGAGGUAGCAGAGGGCUAUCUUACUGAGCUGAUCCACCGUAAUAUGCUGCAACUUGUGGAAAAUGAUGAGCUUGGCAGGGUGAACACAUGCAAAAUGCAUGACAUUUUAAGAGAGUUGGCCCUUCACAUCUCUAAAGCCGAAAUGUUUGGUACAGUAAAUGAUUUUGGUGCAAUGGUGCAGAUGGACACAGAUGUUCGUCGCAUAUCUUCAUAUGGAUGGAAGAAGAUGAAAAAAAAUAAAUCCAAGUUGAAAUUUCCGCACCUCCGAACCCUGAUGGCAAGUGAUACCAUUGUGGACUAUGUACCAUCAAUACUAUCUGAAUCCAAGUACCUUACUGUCCUUGAGCUCCAGAAUUCUGAUUUCCAGGCACUGCCUACAUCUAUAGGAAAUCUCUUUAAUCUGAAAUACAUUGGCCUAAGAAAUACAAGAAUAACGUCACUGCCAGACUCCAUUAAGAAUCUCUCCAAUCUUCAAACUCUUGAUGUCAAAUCAACUAGUAUAAAAGCUCUGCCACCUGGUAUAGUGAACCUCACUAAGCUAAGGCACCUUCUUGCUGACAAAUUUGCUGAUAAGAACCAGUCAGAGUUUCGGUACUUUGUCGGAGUGGACGCUCCAGAAGGGCUUUCGAACCUUGAAGAGUUACAGACUCUUGAGACUGUGCAAGCAAGCAUGGACUUACCGGAACAACUUGAUAACCUUUUGCAACUAAGGAGCCUGUGGGUAGAUAACAUCACUUCUGCCCACUGUGCAGGGCUUUUUGCUACCUUAUCAACUAUGCCACUUCUUUCCAGUUUGCUUCUAUCUGCAGCUGAUGAAAAGGAGACACUUCUCUUGAACCAUUUCAAUCCAACUUGCACGAAGCUCCACAAGCUAAUUGUGAGAGGAUUGUGGUCUCUAACAGGUUGUCCGAUACUUCAGAACCAUGGCAGGUAUCUCAAGUAUCUUGCCCUAAGCAGAUGCCAUUUUGUAGGAGACCCGCUGGUGGUUCUAGCAUCUACUGUACCGAACAUCACAUAUCUGAGACUUAACAAUAUACCUAGUCCACCUACUUUGGACCUUCUGGAAGGAUCCUUCCCACAACUGAAGACGCUAGUUUUGAAGAACAUGAAUGAUGUCAGCCUUCUGAAAAUUAGUAGCGGUGCACUUCCAGUCAUAGAAUGUCUAUAUAUCACAUCACUGCCCAAAUUGCAGACAGUCCCUCGAGGCAUCAAAUCCUUGAGCUCCUUGAAAAAGCUCUGGCUUCUGGGUCUCCACAGUAACUUCAAGGCUCGAUGGGACAUGGAGGGAAUGCAGAAGGAUCUACAGCAUGUUCUGGAGAUACGUACCUAACAGCAGAAGCUUUGUUUUUGUGUUUGUCAAACGUGAUUGCUCUUUCUGUAGUAAAAGUGUCCUAGAAUGCAACUGUAUCCACUUCAAAAUCCAUCAAGUUUGCAGUUAGACAUUAGGGAUUGGUGCAUUUGUGGAUCAUUUGUCAGAUGAUUGUUUCCGAAAUAAUAAUUCCGAAAACAUGGUUUACUAUCUUUGCCAUCAGUAUGCAAUCUAGACUUGCCAAAGUCGAUGUUCUUUAAUACUUGUUAUAUCUAAGUCGUCGGUUCAUUUAAGAACAUUGCUCUAUUUGUAUUUAAUUUGCGAUGUUAUUACUGUGUCAA
Zea mays is the source of this 3791-nucleotide messenger RNA. RefSeq names its product disease resistance protein RPM1. Gene Ontology annotation, biological process: defense response to other organism. Gene Ontology annotation, molecular function: ADP binding. The record is from RefSeq and is a predicted model, not a curated record. Lineage: Eukaryota; Viridiplantae; Streptophyta; Magnoliopsida; Poales; Poaceae. The coding region runs from base 385 to 3471 and encodes 1028 amino acids. The transcript is spliced from 2 exons.